GACGCUGACCAAGUUCACACCUUUGUCCGUGCAUGAAGACGAGUUUCGACUCGACAGUCUGUCUAUCAUGCAACAGAGUCACGACCCAAUUGUCAGGACACCUACCUUGCAUAAGUUUUGGGAGGGAUUCGGCGAAUUCCCCCCGUAUUAUUUCGUUCGGGUGGAGGAAGUGAUGUUUUGGGAGGUGAUCAAGAAACAGCUCUUCGGGAAGGAUCGCAUUGUGAUAGUAGGCUCACCAGGAGUCGGAAAGUUUUGCUUUCUCAUGCUUAUUGCAUUUUACCUGGCGUGCAUCAAGAGGAAGAAGUUGGUUGUCAUACGUCGCUUGAAAGAACUCAAUCUUAAGAACGCGGUGGUGUUUUUCGAUGGCCAAGGAUCGUACGCACGACUAACAAAUCUCUCACCGAUUGAUAUCGUGGCCAUCCGUGACCAAGUAACUCCCAAGUCGGUCGAGGGUGAGGUCGACGAAAAGGAGGCGCCAAUUGUUCUGGUUGAUGGUUUUAACCAGGCAGAAGUGAACGACACGAAGAACGAGUAUGCUCCUUUUCAUUUCCUUGCAACAUCGUGUCAGUUUGAUGUGAAACAUGACGACCGCUCACGCCUUGUGGUUUUGCCGGCGUGGCGUGAUGCCGACCUGUUGCAGUACGCGAAGUUAAUGAACUGGGUUAUCGAAACUGGUCUGCGCCAGAUCAAGCAGCAGGAUACACCAUUUCCAAAACUUGUUAAGGAGCAGUACUUCUAUAGUGGCGGCAGUUUGCUCGAGUUCUGUAAAACACGGAGCUCGCUUGAAGAGCGUGUAGUGAGAGAAUGCCGUGCCGUGGAAAAUGAUCAAGCGUUUGAGUUGGUGUACAACUAUGUCGAUGGUGGAAGCUAUCUGUGGAUUCCGGAUAUGUGCUGA
Phytophthora nicotianae INRA-310 is the source of this 895-nucleotide messenger RNA. RefSeq lists its product as hypothetical. Lineage: Eukaryota; Oomycota; Peronosporomycetes; Peronosporales; Peronosporaceae. The record is from RefSeq and is a predicted model, not a curated record. The transcript is spliced from 2 exons. Bases 68 to 895 code for a protein of 275 amino acids.